Molecule: messenger RNA, 2441 nt
Organism: Triticum urartu
Lineage: Eukaryota; Viridiplantae; Streptophyta; Magnoliopsida; Poales; Poaceae
Product: pentatricopeptide repeat-containing protein At2g37320-like
Biological process (GO): RNA modification
Molecular function (GO): protein binding; RNA binding
Source: RefSeq, a predicted model, not a curated record
CCCAACCCAACCGCGCGCGCAGCCUCAAGCGAGGGCAGCCACGCACCGGAAGAGCCGCCGCCGCCGCUCGCCUGCUCCUGCCUCGUGCGCCGCCGCCGCCGCGUGCUGCUUCCGCUCCCGCGCCGGCACCGCCGCAGCUCUCCUGCUCUCGCCUCGCCCCGUCCCGGGGCCCGCGCAGGCGCUGCUCCUGCGGUGCCCGGCCGCCACACCACACGCUUGGUCCAUCUCGGUUUAGUUAUUAUUGGCAUCCAAGCUUGCUAUCCAGUCAAAAUCUCCUUAACUUGAUGUUCGUAUUCAAGGAUGCUGGAAGAGGUGCUGCAGGGUGUGGGCUUAGCUGUUCAUGCUGCUAGGCCUUUCCAAACGGAGGCUCUGCACGACUUCCUGUGCAUGUUUUUGGGUUUGCCCAUGGACAACUUUGGCCAUGCACAAACACAGCCAUCUCCUCUGGUACCGUUUCAGCAGCCAUCUCCUCUGGUAUCGUUUCAGCAAACAUUUACCAUCGUUGUCACUGAUUCGUCUUUGCGUGGCGAAUUUUGGCACUCACUUAUCACCCGAGAGAUCAAGAAAGCAAGGGGUUCGUGGCAUCCAUGAUGCAUUGAGAGUCAUGCACCUCGUGCCAGGGAAGGCAUAUAAUGGCAAGGAGGAAGGUCCAUCUCACCGCCGCCUUAUCAACGACUGUAUGCAUGACAUAAUGGGAGUUCAGCCAGAAAAUCGUGUUAUGCGUAAUGGAAAAGUGCAGUUUGUUGGCUCAAGCAAUAAUACAGAGCAAAUUUUACCCAAUACCGUUGAUUCUAAUGAUAUCUCUGCUUGUCCUUCCAUUAAUAAGCUCGCAAAGGGAAACAAGUUUAUGCUACUUGUGGAGCUGCAUAGGAGAGGAAUGAGUGCGGAUAUAUCUAUUUUAGCAUCUGCCAUGAGCUUUUGUGCUGUUAAGCAAUCCAUUAGGGGAGGUGUCCAGCUCCAUGCUCUACUGGUGAAAGUUGGUUAUGAAUUGUCAGUCCUUUCUGGCACCUCUCUAAUCAGCUUAUAUGCAAGAUGUUAUCAACUGGAGAAUGCUUGUCAGGUUUUUCAGAACAUGCCAGUUAAAAAUACCGUGUCGUGGACAGCACUCAUUUCUGGUUAUGCGCAGGAUAAUAAGGUUGAGCCUUGCCUCCAGGUGUUUCAGCUGAUGAGGCAGUCAGCGUGCAGGCCUAAUGACAUCACAUUUGCCACUAUCUUCAGUGUGUGCACUAACCACGCACUUCUUGCACUUGGUAAAAGUGUUCAUAGUCUAGAACUGAGAAUGGGUUUUGAUUUGUGUGUGCAUGUCUCAAAUGCACUGAUAUCAAUGUAUGCAAAGUGUGGGAGUAUAGAUGAGGCCCAGUCCAUAUUUGAGAGCAUUGCGUGCAAGGACCUGAUUUCUUGGAACUCCAUGAUAUUUGGAUAUUCACAGCAUGGCCUUGCUGAGCACUGCCUAAGCUUGCUAAAAGAAAUGGAGGAGGAGCACGUAGUGCCUGAUGCAAUCUCCUUCCUUGGCAUCCUGUCAUCAUGUCGGCAUGCAUGCCUUGUAGAGGAAGGCCGGCGCUGCUUCAAGGCAAUGAUCAGACUUGGAAUGGAACCAGAGUUAGAUCACUACUCGUGUAUGGUUGACCUCCUCGGCCGGGCAGGAUUGCUCGAUGAAGCAUGGGAUUUGAUCCAUACAAUGUCCACGUCCCCAAAUGCAGUCAUAUGGGGUUCUCUGCUGGCUGCCUGUAGGAUGCAUGGGAAUAUUCCGAUUGGCAUCCAUGCUGCAGAGCACCGUCUUAAGCUGGAGCCAGGUUGUGCUGCAACUCAUGUACAGCUAGCAAAUCUAUAUGCUAGCAUUGAUUGCUGGAGUGAUGUGGCCAGAGUGAGGAUGAUGAUGAAGGAGAGAGGACUGAAGACGAACACUGGGUGCAGCUGGAUAGAAAUUGGCAAUAAGGUUUAUACCUUCACAGCAGAAGACAGAUCAAAGAGCCAACAAGUAAAUCAUGUCUUGGCUGUUCUUGACUGCUUGCGCUCUCAUAUGGAAUACAAGUAUGAUCUGCUGAUAGAUGGUCUUGAGUUUGAUGAGCCUGAAUAUUUCAAGGUAGGUUCGAGCACUAAAUAAAAUAUUGGAAGAUCAUAGAUCGCCUCAGUCAUUUGUCUAUAUGAAGAUUGAAGAAUCAAUUCUAUAGAAAAAGCAUGACUCACACCUCAGGGACCUGCGAUAUGAUUCAUCUGAUUUCUACCUCAAAUUGUUCGAUAUUAUAUUGCAUCAGCUUUAGAGUUUUCCCAUCUGCCAUCUGAUUUGAGUUUUGAUGCUCAAUGUAGUCUUAUUUAUACAAUUGUUGUAAAUCAGGUUUCAUUAGUGAUUAGUACAAACCAUGCGGGGACUUUAGAUGUAAAUUGGAGUCAAAAUAUGAGAAAGGCUGGCUUGAUUGACUAAAGGAUUGACGUUUUCUUUC